AUGAGAUUUGAUGAUAUUUUAAACAUGAGAGCAAAUUUCAUGGAAGGAAGAACAAGUAUUCUCAGAGUUGAGCUAAAAAGAGUUCCUGAGAUGGGUAUUGAAAAAGAUCCUGAACGUGGCAAACAUACUAUUUGGAUUCGAGAAGAGGAUUUCACUAGAGGCCAAGCACAUGUGAACAUGAUUCAUGAUGUUGAGUUUGAAGAAGGAAUCUUGGAGCAGCACUAUGAAAAACUUUUGAUUGUUGAGCCUCGAUUCCGUGGGAUCACUCAAUUAAAUUCAUCAUCUCAACAUUUUAAUUCAUCCAUGGAAGGUUCAGCCUUCAAACCGAUAAGGAAUGAUGUUGGAAGCUUAGCAAAUCAUGCCAAUUUCAACAAUUCAGUUGUAAAUGCCCAACUAAUCAAUAGAUUUGGAUCUUUUGAUGAUCAAAGACAACUAAUUAAUGAGUUUGCAUCUAUCCAAGAGACUCUGACAAAUAAUGAAUUACAUUUUGGAUUAAGUGAAGGUGCAAGAGCAGAAAUAACUGAAAAUAACUCGCAACUAGUGAACGGGACUGAUGGGGCGUUCGUCUUCUAUUUGUGA
Dioscorea cayenensis subsp. rotundata (Guinea yam) is the source of this 579-nucleotide messenger RNA. RefSeq lists its product as uncharacterized. The coding region runs from base 1 to 579 and encodes 192 amino acids. NCBI's taxonomy places the organism in Eukaryota, Viridiplantae, Streptophyta, Magnoliopsida, Dioscoreales, Dioscoreaceae. The transcript is spliced from 6 exons. The record is from RefSeq and is a predicted model, not a curated record.